This is a messenger RNA of Coregonus sp. 'balchen', 3336 nucleotides long. The record is from the annotation of a GenBank genome assembly. Lineage: Eukaryota; Metazoa; Chordata; Actinopteri; Salmoniformes; Salmonidae.
GUUUCCCGAGAUGAGCAGUUCAGAGGAAGUGUCAUGGAUCUCCUGGUUCUGUGGACUGAGGGGAAACGAGUUUUUCUGUGAGGUCAGUAUCUUACAGCUCCCAGGGCAAUGUAGCCAAACUCAUUGACCAAAAAGUGAAUGUAAGCUAAGAUGGGUGGCCAAUCCUUUAUCCUGGGUGAGCAAGGUUUUUGCUUCAGCCCUAUACACCUGAUUCAGCUAACCAAGGACCUGAUGGGCAGGUGGUGAGUUGAGUAGGGCUCGAGCAAAAUCCUGUUAUUCACAGCCACCCCUCACUACACAAACUCACCUUCAAGCAUGAAUAUGUCUGAUAUUUGUUGCUAACUUCUGUCACCCCUUCUGUCCUCUCCUGCAUUGGCAGGUGGAUGAGGACUACAUCCAGGACAAGUUCAACCUGACUGGGCUCAAUGAGCAGGUUCCCCACUACCGCCAGGCCCUGGACAUGAUCUUGGACCUAGAACCAGGUCAGCCCAACUCCAGAACCAUCUCUACUGCACUCGGAAGUACAGAACAUCCCACACAAUUUAGAUCAGAAUACAAAUAUUAUGGUUGCAUCACCUCAGUGUUAAAGUUGUGUACGCACACUAAAUUGCCUCAGUGGUCACUAACCCUGAUGAGUUAUAGUGUGUGGCAGGCGUUUGUUCUAGCACAGCACUAAAACACCUGAUUCAAUAUUUUUGGGUUGCCGUAUUAGAUGCCGAUAUCUUUAGCAUGUGUAAAGAUGUCACAGUUAUGUACACAAAUAUGCUUUUGUGAGUAAUCUUUUAAUCAGAACAUAUGAGUGGCCUCUUCCCUGCUCUUAUAAUCUCUUCCCUCCUCUCUCUGUUCCACAGAUGAGGAGCUGGAGGACAACCCCAACCAGAGUGACCUCAUAGAGCAGGCAGCAGAGAUGCUCUACGGGCUGAUCCACGCACGAUACAUCCUCACCAACAGGGGCAUCGCUCAGAUGGUACAGCAACUACCCUUCUCUGUUUCCAAUGUUUGUUGAAAGGCUGCAUAUCACAUGUAUGCAGCAUGUCGAUUGUAUGCAGCAUUUCUACAGAAAUGUUUUUCAUGUUCUCCAUUGAUCUCAAUCUCUCUUUCUCAGUUGGAGAAGUAUCAACAGGGGGACUUUGGCUACUGCCCCCGCGUCUAUUGUGAGAACCAGCCCAUGCUACCCAUUGGUGAGUGUGUGUCUGUGUCUUGUUUCAACCAUAAUAAUUGACUGUAUAAGACUUGAGGGUUGUUUUGGGUAUCCAGCCACAUUGCUUUCCUAACCCAAACUAUGCAACUCAGAUCCUCCGUGUACAGUACUGUAUCGCAGAAUCCUCUGUAAUUUUAUUAUAUUUUUUAUAGAAGAUUUGAAUGUAUUACGAUCCAUGUCAGAUCUCGUUUCCAAGAGACGCCUGGAUGAAUACAGUAGUGUGUCCUCGAGCAUUUCAUAAUAACUUCAGACCAGUAACGUGUCUAAACUCUCCCCCUCUCUGUCCCCCUAUCCCUCCCUAGGUCUGUCAGAUAUCCCAGGCGAGGCUAUGGUGAAGCUGUACUGCCCUAAGUGUAUGGACGUGUACACGCCCAAGUCCUCCCGGCACCAUCACACGGACGGGGCCUACUUUGGCACUGGAUUCCCCCACAUGCUCUUCAUGGUGCACCCCGAGUACAGGCCCAAGAGGCCCGCCAACCAGUUUGUGCCGAGGUCAGUACCACUGUGUUACCCUAAAAUAGGGUUGUGCGUUUGUCAUUCCCACGUAACUCACUGAAAGCAAGUCCUAGAUCAAUUUCUACUCAUAGCAGAUCAUUUCCUAAAAAAUUUCAGGUACAUACCAGAGGAAACGGUCAUGUAAAAAUAAGUGCUACCAUAAUAGAAUCUCUUCAUAGACCCCUAUCACGCACUCAUCAAGAUCUAAUGAAUUCUCAUGUCCUCACAACAGGCUUUAUGGAUUCAAGAUCCACCCCAUGGCCUACCAGCUUCAGCUGCAAGCAGCCUCCAGCUUCAAGAGCCCUGUCAAAGCCAUCCGCUAAAGCCCAGAGAGAGAAAGAGGGGAAGAAAGGGAGAGAAGAGGAUGAUUAUGAGAGGACGGGUCAUCUACACAAAGCUCCAUACAGAUGCCUCCUCCCCGUCCUGCAGACUUUAUUAUUUGGUUUAGGUUAGGACGAUUGAGAACAAUGUGUAAAAAAUUAAGUGUGAGCGAGACAAAAACACACCGCUUCGAUCCCAAACCCUCACACACACACACACACACACACACCUACACCUACACAUGUACACAUACACUUAGGAUUUCAUGCAUCUAUGUUACCAAACUCACCAGUGCCAAAACAGAAAAGGGGGAGGGGAAGAAAGUCCAUGGAUGUUAUUGGAUUUGACUCUACUAUUUCCUUUUGUGAUAUUAGCCCAUUUUGCCCCUAUGAACUCUCAACGUUCUGUUGUUUUCUGUCCUGUCUUUGGCACAGUUUGGUAAAGGGUCGUGGUAGACCAUCACCACUGGUUGAAUAACAAUCCCUGCUCUACCCCCAUAUGUAUGUACACUGGCUGGCUCUCACAGAUACUGCUUGGUUGAUGAUAAGGACUAAAUCUGUCACUAAGGGUGUUGCCAUUUCACCUGCUUCUGUAAACCAUUGUUUUACCAAGGCACUCACUCAGGCUUGUAUCAGUCUUUUAUUGAGUGACACUUACUUAAGCCACUGUGUCAAGGCGGUCAUUCACAAUAGUGUUCUGUCAAAUUUCUCUUAAACUAAGAAACGCACAGGCGCUGUGAUUUGUGGUUUACAGGAAGUGCACGUCUAGGACAUAUUAGAGCUUUGAAUUUGUACAUGUACGACGUAGGAUAGACAAGAAUAAACCUGAAAUGAAUUAAAUGUUCUAGAAUGGCCCAGAAAAGACAUAACAACACACCUGCUGUCUCUGUGUGUCACCCAAAAUAACAGUCCUGUUUGUGCUGGUACAGCACGGUGAGAAUGUCGGCUCUGUCACUGUCACGUGUUGCUGGGCUAGUAUCACUGCAACAGGACACAUCUCUCUCCACAACUGUACUGACUUGACUGGUGUCCCUCCACACAUUAUAGUAUAAUUAUUUAUGUAAAAUAUAGCGACAGAAAAUCAGCUUCUAUUUGGGGAUGUUUUUUAUUUGUGAUGCAGUAGGGGUUUCAUCACCCUACUGCACAUGUACUUUUGAGUCCUUGUGGCAAAAAGUAGAAUGCUUGAUAUAUGUUUUGAUUUCAGAACAAUAAGGAUGGAUUUGUCAAGAUUAUAAUUAAUGUAUGUCUGUGUGUUUUUUUGCAACCGUGGAAGAGUGACCAGGAUUCAGAAUUCUCAAUAAACAUUCUCUUUUUAUACAA